Closterium sp. NIES-67 is the source of this 1385-nucleotide messenger RNA. The record is from the annotation of a GenBank genome assembly. Lineage: Eukaryota; Viridiplantae; Streptophyta; Zygnematophyceae; Desmidiales; Closteriaceae.
GGGAACUUUUAGGACCCCUCUUUUUUGGGACAUCUCCUCGCGCCCAUCGCUGUCGCCCUCCCGCGAGUCCGCAUCCCCCUCGCAGCACCGCGCGUCCCCUGGCCAUUCCAUUAUGGGGCCACCUGCGCGACGCUCCAAUCAGCGCGCUCUAACGGCUCUCGCGCGCGUCGCGGCGCUAGUGGCGGCGAUGUUGCUGUGGGGCGGCUCCGCGGGUGAAAAGGUUGGGAACGGGGCUUCAACUAGAGCGACGACGGGCCAGUCAGUGCCCGUACCGCAAAGAUAUGGAUUCCGUGAGGCGCGGGAUCGCACUGGAUGGACGGUGGGCGGAGAAGACGAGGUGUGGAAGGGGGCAGGGGCUGAAACGGAGGGUGGCGUGAGGGCGGGGAAGAGAGGGAUUAGAAUGAGCCAUGGCGCGGUUGGGGGCGUCCGGGACGGGGCUGGCAGUGACGACUCGGGCGGGUGGGUGGCUGGGCGGCAGUCGCAGCAGGCGGCGCAUGAUGGCGUGCCAAGGGGAAACUGGUCAGAGGGGCGGGAGGAGCGGGAGGGGGAGGGGGAAUGGGAAGCCUGGGGUCCGGCGAUGGCGCGCAAUACAAAGGCUGUGAGUGGAGCGGAGGAGGAUGGAGGCAUGGGCUUGCCUCAGCGCAUCGUGGUGAGUGGGCACUGGAUGGCACGGCAUGGCGUGGAAUAGGUUGAGGUGGGAUGGAGUGGAAUGGGAUGGGAUGCGGUGGGAUGGUGCGGGUGCGAUGGGGUUGGAUGGAACACACUGGUUUGGCAUGGCAUACUCGACUGACUGCUUACCCCUCACCGCUUACCCCUCACCGCUUACCCCUCACCGCUCACCGCUUACUCCUCACCGCUCACCGCUCACCGCUCACCGCUCACCGCUCACCGCUCACCCCUCACCGCUCACCGCUCACCCCUCACCCCUCACCGCUCACCCCUCACCGCUCACCCCUCACCGCUCACCGCUCACGGCUCACCGCUCACCGCUCACCGCUCACCGCUCACCGCUCGCCGCUCGCCGCUCGCCGCUCGCCGCUCGCCGCUCGCCGCUCGCCGCUCACCGCUCACCGCUCACCGCUCACCGCUCACCGCUCACCGCUCACCGCUCACCGCUCACCGCUCACCGCUCACCGCUCACCGCUCACCCCUCACCGCUCACCCCUCACCGCUCACCGCUUACCCCUCACCGCUCACCGCUCACCGCUCACCGCUCACCGCUCACCGCUCACCGCUCACCGCUCACCGCUCACCGCUCACCGCUCACCGCUCACCCCUCACCGCUCCCCGCUCGCCGCUCGCCGCUCGCCGCUCGCCGCUCACCCCUCACCGCUCACCGCUCACCCCUCACCGCUCACCGCUCGCCGCUCGCCGCUCGCCGCUCA